This is a messenger RNA of Erigeron canadensis, 2675 nucleotides long. RefSeq names its product glutamine-dependent NAD(+) synthetase. Gene Ontology annotation, cellular component: cytoplasm. Gene Ontology annotation, molecular function: glutaminase activity; NAD+ synthase (glutamine-hydrolyzing) activity; ATP binding. The record is from RefSeq and is a predicted model, not a curated record. Gene Ontology annotation, biological process: NAD+ biosynthetic process. Lineage: Eukaryota; Viridiplantae; Streptophyta; Magnoliopsida; Asterales; Asteraceae. The coding region runs from base 138 to 2300 and encodes 720 amino acids. The transcript has 14 exons.
UAAAAAAGUCCAAAAACAUAGGAGUGUAGACUGGUAAGAGAGCGUUGGGGGUAAGCGGUCAUCCUCGUCAAGUGCCGCCAUAUCUACACCUCGUAAUCCACGUUAAUAAAAAAAGAAAGAAAGAAAGAAAGAAAAGAAUGAGGUUGUUGAAAGUAGCAACGUGUAAUCUGAAUCAAUGGGCAAUGGAAUUCGAUUGCAAUAUAAAGAAUAUAAAACAAUCAAUAAAGAUUGCUAAAGAAAGUGGGGCUGUUAUUAGGCUUGGUCCUGAGCUUGAAAUCACUGGUUAUGGUUGUGAAGAUCAUUUCUUGGAACUUGACACUAUUUCUCAUGCCUGGGAGUGUUUAAAAGAGUUCCUGCUUGGUGAUUGGACAGAUGGUAUAUUAUGUAGUUUUGGGAUGCCUGUUAUCAAAGGUUCUGAGCGUUACAAUUGUCAAGUGAUAUGUAUGAACAGAAAGAUAAUUAUGAUUCGGGCAAAAAUGUGGCUUGCAAAUGAUGGAAACUAUAGGGAACUUCGUUGGUUUACUGCUUGGAAGCAAAAAGACCAGCUUGAGGAAUUUCAGUUGCCAAGUGAUAUUUCCGAGGCGUUGCAGCAGAAAACAGUUCCUUUUGGUUAUGGCUUCAUGCAAUUUUUGGACACAGCUGUUGCUGCGGAAAUUUGUGAAGAGCUUUUUACUCCAAUUCCUCCUCACACGGAGCUUGCACUAAAUGGCGUCGAAGUAUUUAUGAAUGCUAGUGGUAGCCAUCACCAACUAAGAAAGCUUGACAUUCGCAUCCGUGCUUUUAUUGGUGCAACACACACUCGUGGUGGUGUUUACAUGUAUAGUAAUCAUCAGGGCUGUGAUGGAGGCCGCCUCUAUUAUGAUGGAUGUGCUUGUGUUGUUGUUAAUGGAGACGUAGUAGCACAAGGGUCACAAUUCUCAUUAAAGGAUGUCGAGGUGGUGGUUGCUCAAAUAGAUCUAGACGCAGUCGCUAGUCUUAGAGGAUCCAUAAGUAGUUUCCAAGAGCAAGCAAGUUGUAAACGAUCUGUUUCCUUUGUAGAUGUGCCGUACAAGCUUUGUCAGCCUUUUAACCUUCAGAUGUCUCUUUCAAGUCCAUUGAAGGAGAUUAUAUAUCACUUACCUGAGGAAGAAAUAGCUUUUGGACCUGGUUGCUGGCUUUGGGAUUACCUACGAAGAAGUGGGGCUUCUGGUUUCCUUCUUCCACUUUCUGGUGGAGCCGAUAGCUCUUCAGUAGCUGGCAUCGUUGGAUGCAUGUGUCAGCUUGUAGUAAAAGAGAUCGCAAAUGGAGACGAACAAGUAAAGGCUGAUGCUGUAAGAAUUGGACAUUACACUGAUGGAAAAUUCCCUACUGACAGCAAGGAAUUUGCUAAACGCAUAUUUUACACUGUUUACAUGGGGACUGAAAACAGUUCUGAUGCCACACGGUCGCGGGCCAAGCUGCUUGCUGAUGAAAUUGGAUCAUGGCAUCUUGAUGUUUCCAUAGACACUGUGGUAUCUGCCUUCCUAUCUUUAUUUCAGACACUCACCGGGAAGCGUCCUCGUUACAAGGUAGAUGGGGGAUCAAACAUUGAAAAUUUAGGGCUCCAAAACAUACAAGCUCGCAUUAGAAUGGUUUUGGCAUUUAUGUUGGCAUCAUUGUUGCCAUGGGUUCAUAGCAAACCUGGGUUCUAUCUUGUGUUGGGUAGCUCCAAUGUGGAUGAAGGGUUACGUGGUUACCUAACUAAGUAUGAUUGCAGUUCUGCUGAUAUAAAUCCAAUUGGAAGUAUUAGUAAGCAGGAUCUUCGAAUAUUUCUGCGGUGGGCUGCCAUCCAUCUUGGUUUCUCAUCUUUAGCAGAAAUAGAAGCUGCUCCACCAACUGCUGAGCUAGAGCCUAUACGAUCCAAUUACAGCCAGCUGGAUGAAGUGGACAUGGGAAUGACAUACGAGGAACUUUCAGUUUAUGGAAGGUUGAGGAAGAUAUUCCGAUGCGGUCCUGUGUCCAUGUUCAAGAAUCUAUGUUUUGGUUGGGGCUCUAAACUUAGUCCUUCUGAGGUAGCUGAUAAAGUGAAGCACUUCUUCAAAUACUAUUCCAUCAAUCGACACAAGAUGACUGUAUUAACACCUUCCUAUCAUGCUGAGAGUUAUUCACCAGAAGACAACAGAUUUGAUCUUCGACAGUUCCUGUAUAAUUCAAGAUGGCCAUACCAGUUUCGCAAAAUAGAUGAACUUGUGAAUGAGCUUAGUGUCGAUAAAGAUGCAUCUACCUCAAAUGGUGUUGGAAUUGUAGCAGCUGGUUCAGCCAAUCCAAAAGCCGGUCUCUAGAAAUUAAGGUCAUGCAAUUUAUUUAAAUGGCUCAAACUGACAACCACCAUGCAUGUACUUGUGCAUAGUUUUAGGUUUGAUACAUAUUACCCACAACUUUUAGGUUUUAUCUUUUCUUGUUUGAAAAAAAGGAAGAAAAGGGGUUCGUAUAGAUUUAUAUAGUUUUUUUAAUGGAAUAAUCAUAAAGGAUUAAGAUGUACUCAUGUCUGAUCCAAAAUCUGUGCUUCUCAUCUAUGGACAUAUCAUAAAGAAAUUUUUUUGGUUUGUAAGUUAUAAAUGUUACGUUCAAACAACAUCAAUUACACAUUUCUUAAACUAUGUAUAUUUUUACUCACAGACAACAAUAUGUUGAGAUGAAAUUCUUUCUUUUUUGAA